This is a messenger RNA of Protopterus annectens (West African lungfish), 1717 nucleotides long. Its product is annotated as intelectin-1a-like. The record is from RefSeq and is a predicted model, not a curated record. Lineage: Eukaryota; Metazoa; Chordata; Ceratodontiformes; Protopteridae. The transcript has 8 exons. The coding region runs from base 155 to 1174 and encodes 339 amino acids. Gene Ontology annotation, molecular function: oligosaccharide binding.
ACAGCUGUAGUGUAAACGUAAGCAAUUAAGCUGCUUUAAAUGCUGCUGAGCGCGGCGCGGAUGCGCAUCGAUGUUUCUUGCCUUCUUGUGCUGAGAGUGCAGUGAGACUUCGGUUCAUCUGCUUCGCUAUUAUUUCAAACAGAUCACCUGAAGUAUGACUAUCCAAGGAUGGUUUGUGUUCGCAGCUGCCUUGUUGCUGACAAAGGCAGAUUCAUAUGAUCCUAUUUGCAACCUGAGAAUUCAAAAAAGUGUCCUGCUUGAGAGUGUUAUGGGCUGCUGUGAUGACUCUGCAGGUGAUCUAUUUGCAAAUGGCAAGGAAGGGAAAUGCCAGCAGACAUAUGUAGCAAGAAGCUGCAAAGAACUGUUAGAAAAGUACAAAGUCAAGAAAGAUGGCUUGUACCAGCUAACUACUGAAGAUGGUGAGGUCUAUCAGACAUUCUGUGACAUGACUACCAAUGGUGGGGGCUGGACCCUUGUGGCCAGUGUUCAUGAAAACAAUGUGGAGGGAAAAUGCACCAAUGGAGAUCGCUGGACAAGCACACAAGGAAACCAGCAAGAGUAUCCAGCAGGAGAUGGAAACUGGGUCAAUCUGGCCACAUUUGGUACAGCAACAGGUGCAACCAGUGAUGACUAUAAGAAUCCUGGAUACUUUGACAUCAGUGCUGAGGAUAUAGCCGUUUGGCAUGUCCCCAAUAACACGCCUCUCAACAAGUGGAGAUCCGAUGCUAUUCUGCAGUAUCACACUGAAAGCCAGUUCUUUCCAAAAUAUGGAAACAACCUGCAAGGGCUCUUUAAGAAACUGCCGCUUGUCUGGAAUGGUGGAAGCUGCCCUGAAAAUAACGGCCCUGCAAUACCAGUGGUGUACGAUUUUGGAAGUGCAGAAACAACUGCUAAUCUUUAUUCACCCAAUGGCAGAAAUGAGUUUACUGCUGGUUACGUCCAAUUUCGUGUUUUCAACACUGAGAAGGCUGCCUUGGCAAUGUGUUCAGGAAUCAAAGUAACAAAAUGCAAUUCAGAACAUCACUGCAUUGGCGGUGGUGGCUUCUUCCCAGAAGGUAAUCCAAAACAGUGUGGAGAUUUCACUGGAUUUACCUGGAAUGGUUAUGGAACUGGCAGAGACUGGAGUGUAACAAAGAAUAUGCUGGAAUCUGCUGCAAUGAUAUUUUAUCGUUAGGCAACUUUAGCUUCCAGGAGUCAGUUUUAUUCAAGACUUUUUCAUUUCUAUUACAUUACCUUGACAAACUUUACCUUGUGAUUUCACUGGUACCCAGAACUAUUGUAUGUUAAUUGCAUCAUAAAAGCCAGAAAGUCCUAGGAGUACUGUAUGUAACACUGUUACAGAAGCAGUUUUAUCCAUCUACAUUGUCAAAAGUUGUAACUGAUAGUGCUGUGUUAUGGUUAAAAUUUAACAAUUUAAGCAGAAGAAAAAAAAACGUUGCAUCUGUUUUAUUAAAUUUCUGGAAUAUCUGAUUUGAUUUUUGUAUUGAUCCAUUUCUAAUUCAUCUAGCCUUCAAAAUUCUGUUAUACAUUUUGUAUAAUCCUUUCAUGCAUUUGCCUAAUUAAAUCUUGUAUCUUUAAAUAUGAUCUUGUAUAUUUCUGUAGUUCCCAGCUUACACAACUGCAUGUACAAGUUAAAUGAUUAAGUAGCACUAUGUAACAACAAAUUAAUUUAAAAUUAUUGUUUGGCAGGAAAAUAAACUGUAAACAAGCAUAAAUA